Molecule: messenger RNA, 1694 nt
Organism: Folsomia candida
Lineage: Eukaryota; Metazoa; Arthropoda; Collembola; Entomobryomorpha; Isotomidae
Exons: 4
Coding region: 453-1610 (385 amino acids)
Source: RefSeq, a predicted model, not a curated record
AAAGCAAUUCGUUAAAUUUGUUUGGUUUGGUCACGUAUUCACAAUUGGUGACGCGCUGACUAAACUGUCUGGACAUGUGGAAAGUUGUAAAAUUCAAGGGGAAAUUUGGGUAUAAAAUGUGGUCACUUCUGUCUCACAAGUCAUUCACAACUUGGAAUUCUCUAAGCUACAAAGGAGGCAAUUAUCUACCAAAUAUAGCGAUUUAUAUAGUAGCGAUUAUACAGUAGUGCCAAAAUUUUUGUAUAAUUUUUUAAGAAAUUUAAAAAAUAAAAUGUCUGUCCGGUUUAAUAAAGUUCAGUUUACGAAUUUUGUCAUGUUUAGUAAACAUUAAUCAGAGGUGACAAAUCUCAAGUGACAACUAAAUAAAUAUAAUUACUUAAUUCCACUGCCAUAAAUCUGUGAUUUUAAAUAUUAAAAUAAUUUUGUUUAAUUAAUAAUUUGAAGAAAUACAAAUGCUAAAAAAUACUCGAUUUUUCCAAAUCGGCUCGAAAGGAGUGGUCGAAUACAAUAAUGACAAAUAUAUUGGGUCCAAAGCGUCCUUUAAUUCGUAUAUUGAAGGAUUUGCAAAAUUCAAGUUGGACGAUGACGAAGAUGAAGAAAAGUCGGAAGAAGGAAUCACGAUUCACGAGAAAAGUUCGGGGUCGAAGAGUUAUAAAAAAGUGGAAAAAUUUGAGAAACCCAAAAGUUCGAAAAUUCCUUCCAAACCGGACAAAGUUAGUCAAACAGCGCUUCAAACAUUAAGGCAGCUCGGGAAGGGGAACAAUUUAGAGAAAUUUUUGGAAUCUCACGGUUUAUCAACAUCUGCGGGAGGAGCUAAACAGCUGAAGGACGCGUUCGAUAAGUUCUUAUCGAAGGAGGAGGAAAACAAUGAAAUUUCGAAAUGGGCCACGCAAUUAGAAAACCUAAAUUCCCUCCGGGACGAAAAAGAGUUGAGAAAGUGGUUGGAAUCCCGUGGCGUCCCUGCAGCGAAUGUUUCCGUCCCCGCGGUGCAGAAAGAGUUGGAAAAAUAUUUUCAAAAUUAUCAACCCGUUACUAAAAUAAGAAAUGAUGUACGUCCAAAAAUCGGCCAACCAACUUGGGGAAAGCGAUCUGAACGAAGUGAAAAAUCUGACAAGAAAAGUUUAGAAGUUUCUGAAGAAAAAGAAAAACCUAAAAAUGUCACAAUUUCAAAAAUGAGACAACUUUUGGAAAGCGAAGAUUUUUUGAAGAUUGACACAAUUGUUCCGGAAACGAAGAAAGUUAAAACUUGUCGAGAUUUCGGACCUUGCAUGAAAUUGGAGGAGUUUAAUGGGAGAUCAAUUUUGUUACAAGAGGACACUUUGGCAAAUAAGGUUUGGGAAGAGUUUAAAGGAAUGAGCGCUCCCAAGCAGAUCGCAGUUGUGGUUGGGAUAACUGUGGUCACAGCCGCGUUGGGAUUCGUAAGUUGGAGAAUCCUUCUGCUCGCCUUUCCUACCGCAUUCCAAGUUAACCAUUAUUGGGGCGAGGUUUUGGCGCAGUGGUUCAUCCAACGCCAAGAGUCAACUUUCCACCUGCUGCAACACACGGCUAUGAAUUCAAAACCUCUUUCGACCGCUUGGGCGAAUCAGUACCUGCUCUGGAAGUAUGUUUAAUUAAUUAAGACCUUAAUUAACUAUGAAAAUUUAAAGUUUAAUUGAGAAAAAGUUAAUAAAAUAAUUGGACAAUUUAAACUUUCA